Messenger RNA from Labeo rohita (rohu), 6511 nucleotides. RefSeq names its product chloride channel, voltage-sensitive 5b (gene clcn5b). Gene Ontology annotation, cellular component: early endosome; synaptic vesicle; Golgi apparatus. NCBI's taxonomy places the organism in Eukaryota, Metazoa, Chordata, Actinopteri, Cypriniformes, Cyprinidae. Bases 413 to 2848 code for a protein of 811 amino acids. Gene Ontology annotation, molecular function: voltage-gated chloride channel activity. The record is from RefSeq and is a predicted model, not a curated record. The transcript has 13 exons. Gene Ontology annotation, biological process: chloride transport; transmembrane transport.
UGACUGCUUCUGGGGAUGAUUUGAAUUACUUUGAGUAACUCCCCAAGACGUUGGAUGGCGCUAUUGACCUCCAAACACGUCAAGUUCAGCCGUUCACGUUUUUUGAGGAAGGGAACAGUUAUUGAACCAAAACCCCUCAGCGAUGCAUCGGUACACCUUUCCCUUCCAACUUUAUCAGAUGCGAAAGGUCUGUGAGAUCGGACUGAAGACAUCCGUGGGGAAGAGGUUAUGAGAUGCUUUUGCCGGUAAAACGGUGACGCACCAGUUGACGGAGCUGGCAGACAGCUGUGGAAGAUUACGUCGGCAUUGCUCAACCGAGGGACAUUAAAAUCCAGAUCACAAGACUUGUCGCCUCCGUAAAGUCCAGGACUAACUAGCAACGACCACUACCUGAAGACCCACAGGGGUGAUCAUGGACAACGGAGGGUUUUACAACAAUAAUUAUCACAGUGGAAGCAGUGAUGAUGAGCUGGUGGAUAUUUCAGAUGCUACUGUGGAUUUCAGUGAGGAUGUCCCGCCUCUGGACCGCGAUUACAGCGCAGGCCGCUGUAAACCAGAUUGGAGGCCGAAGAGCAGUCCUAAGAUGAUGGAUUUCCUGGAUGACACCGUUCCUGGCAUUGGCACCUACGAGGACUUCAACACCAUCGACUGGGUUAGGGAGAAGUCUAAAGACAGAGAUCGGCAUAGAGAGAUUGCCAAUAAGAGUAAGCAGUCCACAGUAGCCUUGCUCUUCAGUGUCAGUGAUGCCUUUUCUGGCUGGCUUCUGAUGCUUCUCAUUGGACUCAUGUCAGGGGCCUUGGCUGGAGGUAUAGACAUUUCUGCCCAUUGGAUGACAGACCUUAAAGAGGGCGUGUGCCUGAAUGGGUUCUGGUUUAAUCACGAGCACUGCUGCUGGGAUUCCAAUGAGACCACUUUUCAGGAAAGAGACAAGUGUCCCCAGUGGAAAAGCUGGGCGGAACUCAUGGUGGGAGUCAAUGAGGGGGCCAGUGCAUAUGUGGUGAGUUACUUCAUGUAUGUGUGCUGGGCUCUUCUCUUCUCCUUCCUGGCUGUGAGUCUUGUGAGAGCCUUCGCCCCUUACGCUUGUGGCUCAGGAAUACCAGAGAUUAAGACCAUCCUGAGUGGCUUUAUAAUUCGGGGGUACCUGGGGAAGUGGACUUUGAUAAUAAAGACCAUCACACUGGUGCUGGCCGUCUCGUCCGGCCUCAGUCUGGGGAAGGAGGGUCCUCUGGUUCAUGUAGCUUGCUGCUGCGCAAACAUCCUAUGCCAUUUCUUCACCAAAUACCGUCGAAAUGAGGCCAAGAGACGAGAGGUGUUGUCUGCAGCAUCUGCAGUUGGAGUGUCUGUAGCGUUUGGUGCUCCUAUUGGUGGAGUGCUUUUCAGUCUGGAAGAGGUCAGCUACUACUUCCCUCUGAAGACUCUGUGGCGUUCAUUCUUUGCUGCUCUGGUUGCAGCAUUCACCCUUCGCUCCAUUAAUCCCUUCGGCAACAGCCGAUUGGUCCUUUUCUACGUUGAAUUUCACACUCCCUGGCAUCUUCUAGAACUCGUACCUUUUGUGCUUCUGGGCAUCUUCGGUGGCCUUUGGGGGGCUUUCUUCAUUCGUGCUAACAUUGCCUGGUGCCGUCUCCGAAAGAACACCCGCCUUGGGAACUACUCUGUCCUCGAGGUUCUGUUGGUCACUCUGUUUACAGCGCUGCUAGCGUUCCCAAACGAGUACACUCGGAUGGGCAGCAGCGAACUGAUCUCGGAGCUGUUUAAUGACUGUGGCCUGCUGGACUCGUCGAAACUCUGUGACUACGCCGGCAACAGUGGAAGCACGUCAGGAAGUGUUAAUGGUACUGCCGCUAAUGGUCUGGGGGCCCGGCCGGCGGGACCAGGGCUCUACACAGCUAUGUGGCAGCUAGCUCUUGCACUGGUUUUUAAGAUGUUCAUCACUGUGGCUACAUUUGGAAUGAAGGUGCCUUCAGGUUUAUUCAUCCCUAGUAUGGCAGUGGGGGCCAUAGCAGGCCGACUUCUUGGUGUAGGCAUGGAGCAGCUGGCCAUACACCACCACGAACGGAACAUUUUCAAAAGCUGGUGCUCUCCGGGGGCAGACUGCAUCACGCCGGGCCUGUAUGCCAUGGUGGGAGCAGCAGCCUGUCUGGGCGGUGUGACCCGAAUGACCGUCUCUUUGGUGGUCAUUAUGUUCGAGCUGACGGGAGGUUUAGAGUACAUUGUGCCCCUCAUGGCUGCCACCAUGACCAGCAAAUGGGUUGCGGAUGCUCUGGGUCGCGAGAGCAUCUACGAGGCCCAUAUUCGCCUCAACGGUUACCCCUUCCUGGAAGCCAAAGAAGAAUUCCGCCACAAGACUCUUGCCACGGAUGUGAUGCGGCCGCGGCGGAUCGACCCGCCGCUGUCUGUGCUGACACAGAGUGGAAUGACUGUAGAGGAGGUGGAGAGACUCAUCGCAGACACAACCUACAGCGGCUUUCCUGUGGUGAUCUCACAUCAGUCUGAAAGAUUGGUGGGCUUUGUGUUGAGAAGGGAUCUGGUCAUAUCCUUAGAAAAUGCACGGCGGAAUCAAGAGGGUGUAGUCAGCAUGUCUCCCAUCCUGUUCACUGAAUGUGAUCCACCCAUGUCAUCCAGCGCUCCUCCUGCAGUCAAACUGCGCAGCAUCUUGGACCUCAGCCCCUUUACAGUCACUGUACACACGCCCAUGGAAAUCGUAGUGGACAUCUUCCGCAAGCUUGGCCUGCGGCAGUGCCUCGUUAUUCAGAAUGGGCGUUUGCUGGGAAUCAUCACUAAAAAGGACAUUCUUAAACACAUGGCGCAGAUGGCCAACAGAGACCCGGAUUCAAUCCUCUUCAACUGAAGACUGAACGGACGGGAUAAACUCACUCCUCCACACACAAACACACAUGGAGGACUGAAUCAUCCUACGAUGAUGAUGAUGGUGGUGGUAGGACUGUGUGUCGCUGAGGUACUGCUAUUAUAGAGUGGUGUGAGACUGGCCUAAGGCAGCUUUUCGCUACUCCAGAACUGGACACGUUCAGACAGGAGCUGUUUAGCCUGUCUGGAGGCUACAGAGACAAUGUGAAAAAUGCUGUCCUCUCACACCUGUGAACCUCAUAUCGGGCCAGAUCUGAAUUGUUGCCAUCCAGACUUGCUGUAUAUGGACCAAAUGCUUUCCUUGUCUACACAUACACUUACAUUUGGGGAUCAACGACUUUUUAAUGUGCUCUUUAUUCGUUUAUGGUGCUUUGCUCUCCCAAGAAGUUGCUUGAACUAUCAUCUAGUCACUUAGGCUUGUCUGGGUUGCAGAUUUUGGGCAUUUAUAUGAGUGGGCGACUGACCAACUGAGACGGUUUUAAGCCAGCCAGCAAUUUAAGAGAGUAGUUUAAGCUAUUUUUUAAGCAGGGUUUCCAUCCCUGAAGUGACGUUUGACCUCGAAAGGAACUUCAGAAGGGUGAGAACAUUCCUGAGAUGAUCUGGGAAACGUGCGUUAAGGGUGUCUUGUCUGAACCUGCGUGUGUCGAGCGAUCCCUGUGAGAAGAUGUGCCGCCUUUUGUGGAAGUGCAGUGAGAUUUAGUGUAUCAUGUUGAGAAGUCACACAGACACACUUACUCUUUGUUUUUUGUUUUUAUACAUGGUAGCAAAUUGCCCUCAGUAGUGCCGUUCCUCUAUUUCUCACUCUUUGAGAAGGUUUUGAAUCCCACUCUUGAAAAAUAUAUACAGUUGAGGUCAAAAGGUUACAUAAGCCUUGCAGAAUCUGCAAAAUGUUAAUUAAUUUACCAAAAUAAGAGGGAUCAUACAAAAUUUUUUAUUUAGUACUGACCUGAAUAAGAUAUUUCACAUAAAAGAUGUUUACAUAUAGUCCACAAGAGAAAAUAAUAGUUGAGUUUAUUAAAAUGACCCCGUUCAAAAGUUUACAUUCUUUAUACUGUGUUGUUACCUGAAUGAUCCACAGGUGAACCUUCUGUAAUAGUUGCAUAUGAGUACCUCAGUUGUCCUCAGUGUGAAAAAAUGAAUCACAGAAUCAUAGUCAUUGUUGGAAAGGGUUCAAAUACACAAAAAUGCUGAAAAAACAGAGAAUUUGUGGGACCUGAAGGAUUUUUCUGAAGAACAACGGGCAGUUUAACUGUUCAGGACAAACAAGGGACUCAUAAACAACUAUCACUAAACAAAAAAAAACACAGCUGUGGAUCAUUCUGGUAACAACACAGUAUUAAAAAUCAAGUGUAUGUAAACUUUUGAACAGGGUCAUUUUUAUAAAUUCAGCUAUUAUUUUCUCUUCUAUAUGUAAACAUCUCUAAUGUGCAAUAUCCUAUUCAGGUCAGUACUAAAUAAAAAACAUGCAUUUGGUAUGAUUCCUCUUAUUUUGGUAAAAUAAUUAACAUUUUGCAGAUUCUGCAAGGUGUAUGUAAACUUUUGACCUUGACUGUAUGUACAUUUAACUUUAACCUGCCAAAAGCCAGUGUUGAUUUUUAUGAGGAAAGGUGCCUUAAAAAGAGUGGUUUAUCAAAAAAUACUGUCAUUUACUCAUCCUUUUGCCGUUUCAAACCUGUGAAACACAGGACAUUUUGUGAGAUGCCAUAGUGGGUUUUUUGUUCAUACAGUGGCUACAAAACAGUUACCAACAUUGUUCAAAAACUGUUCGUGCAUGUUCUGCAGAAGAUUAAAAAGUCAUACAGUUUUGGAAGAACACGAGGGCAAGUAAACACAAUUUUCAAUUUUGUAUGAACUCAAUACGCCUUCAGUAGUUAUGUUGAAGUGCCCUGGUUUACCCUCUGUCUUUCUGCUAUUGUAACAAGCUAUUUGGUCUUACCAGCGGCAUAUGUUUUCCAAAAGGUUCACAGUGGCUGCCAAUAUCAACUCAGCUGAGCUGCAGGUCUUGCUUGGCACCACCAGGAGGCACCAUCUCACACUCUGUUCAUUCUGGACAUUGUGCGCUAUUUGAUUGACUCUUGGCCCGGUUUGCUUGCUGGGUGUGUUGCGGCAUUCUCUCAUGUCAUUACCUUCGGGGCUCUUUAUAUUAUUCCCCCAGCAUCUUUAUGCUCAUAUUGAGCACCUGGGCCCCUCCAUGCGGUCUUUGGAGAUCCAUCACCCUCGCCGUCUUUCUAGUAUAACCGCACUGUCGUCCUCAGACGACCUCGGCGAAACAUCUCCAGGCAACUCCCUUGUUUGUCCGUGAGGAUCCGAUCAUGACACAGCGAGAUCCUCCCUGUAGUGAAAGGACUAAACUCGUACUGUAGUCCCCUUCCUUGGCAUACUUGCUGGACCUUCGUGCCUACACGUUUUAAAACCUCCACCCUCCAGUUUUUUUUUUGUUUUUUUUUUUCCCCGCCAUUGGCAUUUGUUGUUUAUGACCUAUUAAAGGCAUUUGAUUCUUUUCACGACCGUUCCGAACGCUCUCUUUCCCCGCUCGCCGUAAUUCCCGGGAGUUGGAUUUGGGGCAGGGAGGUCGUGGAGGGCUAUUGUUCCCAUUCGCUCCUGCUCGUCUGGGCUCCCGGUCGCCAGGAUGUCCCCCGACCGCUUCCCUCGAGCACCGUCACGCAGCCCAGACCGCCUUCCACUCUUAGAAAGACAAUUUCCGGUCCAGUCUUUAAACAACGGGCGAUUCUGGGCGAUUCUGAGCUGUUAUAAUAGAGCGGAGGGGAAAAAAAGAAAUUCUUGCGCUCUGAUUACUGAAAGAAAAGGUGUGUGUAUAUGUGUGAGUAUUUGUGUGGGGUGUUGGAAGGAGAGAUUACGCUUUUCUCUUUUGCCCUCCUAGGAAAACAUGGGAAUAUGGGAGGAGGGAGAGGAGAAAAGGUUAAUUAAACAGUGUUCACUGGUCAGCGGAGGGAUCGUUUCACAAAGGUCCCUUCUGUGUCACACGGGGGGUUAUUGGAGAGACUUGGCACGAAGGACCUUCCACUCAUUCCUGCAAUCCGGGUGGGUGCUGAGCCUCUUUGCGCUGUAACCCAACACUCGAUUGGUGCAGAAGGAGCCGGGCCAGGACCGGGACCAAAUGAAAUGUUGUAAUGUAAAACAGGACACGCCACAGACCUCCUAUGUUCUUAUCUCCAGAGCGUAGACUUCUACUAACUUUUCAACUCAGGAAGCAGCAAGUAAACAGCUGCUGAGUUGGCGUCUACUCGCCUUUUUCUAUGCAAACAGCCAGUUUAGGGCCGAGAGCAAGAGCUGAGUAAACUGCUUUUAGAGGCGUCAUUGAGCACGUUUACGACGUAUGUCCAAAGAAACCUGUGAUUUUUUUUUUUUUUUUUUUUUUUUUUUUUUUUUUUUUUUUUUUUUUUUUCCCGCCAAAAAGGCGAUUAUUACCAGAUUGCAUGGAAGGAAAGGAAAUCUGCAUAAUUUAUUCCAAAGCACUUAUCGGAGAUGAAGUAUUGCCUGUUUUAUUGCUGAAAGAUGUUAACUUGAAUAUGUAUUUAUUUGCACAGAAAUGUUUUCUAUUACAGUAUUUGUACAUGACUGUGAUUAUACCAUAUUGUCAAAUGAACUUUUUGUCCAUUUGAAUAAAUCUGAAUGAUGCAUUCCA